AUGCAAAAUCGCCGAGCAGAAAUUGAAAACCAAGUUCCGUACCCAAAAGACGGCCUCAACCGUGAUCUUAGAGCCGAAAAGCCAAUAUUUUGUUGGUUAUCUUACAGAUACGGCAUAGACUCCAUUUCUGUUGAAUAUGAUGAAGCAGCAACUGCUGUCCUGCAGCAAGAUCUGAUGUCAGAAACUGUGUUUCCGUCAAACCCAUUUGCACUGGCACGUUCUGUUCAUUUUCCUGGCAAGGUGUGUGCACUUGCAGGCACCAGAGGAGGUGGAGAGAAAAAGAAUCUGUCUGGAGCAUCCGGUAGUACUAAUGCAGGGAAUAAUGAAACGACUCCGGGCAGAAGAAGAUCAAUGCGCAUCAGUAAUGCAGAAAAAUUGGAUAAAUCUGCCAGCUCUGCUCAGCGCUCUCAGUCAAGCUCCAGUGCCUCAGGUCCUACAACAUCCCCAGAAUGUGCAAGAACGCCACCCAAAAGGGGUGGAAAGCAAAAGUCAAAAAGGAAACUGGAGACUGAACAAUAUAAAACUCCCUCUGAUAAAAAGAAGACCAGAGUUACGCGUAGUUCCUGUAAGAAAUCAAGUCCUAGUAGUUCAGAUCCAAAUGAUAGUCCUUUUGUCAGUGAAACCGAAUAUCAGCCUCAACCUGCUGUCUCUGCUGAAGAGCCAUUGAGCAAUCUGGAUAAUAGUGAUGCAAGCCAUUCAUCGUCUAAUGAUUGCAGUGAUCGCAUCACUUCAGUAGAGAAGGAUAAUGAAGAAGAGAAUGAAAAAGAGCGUGAUCAUGUAGAAAAUAAAAAUUCGCCUGUCAGUGAAGAAGACUGUGCAUCAAACAUUGACCAGUUUAAUAUUGAAGUCUCAGGAAACUCAAAUCUUCCACCGACUACUGAUGAUAAAAAUUGUGGAAGUUGUGUGGAGCCCAACUCAGGUAAUUCAGCAGAAAACAGUGACACAGAAUUUAUUGAAAAGGAACAGAGUAGUUCAAAAAAUGGAAUUUGUUCUCUCAGUGAAGAUGUAUCUCAUAUCGAUGUGACCAGCAGUGAUCAAAGCAUUGGUCAAACAGAAUAUCUUGGGAGUCCAUCAAAUGAAGAUAUUGCUGAUGUGGGAAACAAGGCACUUGUAAAUGAUCAAAAUUCUGAACGCUCUAAAGUGGUAGAAUUCGGACAAAGAAUGAACAACACUUGUGAGGAUGAUACUGGGAAGCAAUCUACUGUUGAAAGCCCAGAAAAAUAUGUUAAAGAUACCCAUCCCAAGGGUAAAAUGUCUUCAAAGAGUAUUAAUUCUGAGCAGUUAGAGGAAACAGUAUCUGUAAAAGUUGAAGAGGAUCCAGAUCAAGCUCAUCAUACAUCUGAUUGUAAAAGUGCUGUUGCUACAGAAUCAUUUAUUGAAAUUCCUGGAAAAUUCAUGGAGGAUAGUGAUCUGAUGAGGGAAAUGUCUUUAGAGAAUAUCAAACCUGAGAUGUUUAAAAAAAUGGGUUCUCUGAAAAAGCUAAGUACUGAAGAAACACCUGAUUCUCAAGCUAUUGGGCGGCAGUACACAGAUACUCCUGAAAUGUUUUUGGAAGACAACUAUCCAGAGAGUGAAGUAGCCUUGGAAAAUAUAAAACUGAAGCGAUCUGAUACAGAUUCCACAGAAGUUUUACCUUGUCAUGAGCAAAUAUCUGAUUGUAAGGUUGGUAUCAGUCAGCAGUCUUCAGUUGAAGAUCCUCAUAAGUUUGUGGAGAAUGACAAUGUGAAAAGUGAGAUUAGCUCAGGGAAUAUUGAACCUCAGCAGUUUGAGAUGAACCAGGAGCAAAUUUUAAGUAAACCGUCACAGGCAGCUGAUUGGAAAAAUGAUAUUGCUCACAAGUUACCUGAUGAAAUUCCUGGAAAAACUGCAGAAGGUGAAAGCCUAAAACGUGGAAUCUUCAAUGAAUCUGAUUUCAAACAAGUGACUCCAGAGAGAGACCAUACCAAUAAUGAUAAAAGAACCAAAUCUGAGUCGUUAAUUGAUGGGGCUGGCUGUGGUGGUGCUGAGGACUUUAAUUUGGAUAACAAUGAAGUAGUGGCUAUGGAAUGUGAUUCACCCAUCAAUGACCAUCAAAUGGCUGUAGCUGAUCACGAAUCUCAAAAAGCAACAAAAGAAAAUGAAGCAAGUUCUGCUUUAUCCUCUGAUCCUAGUCACACUGUAUUGCUGCCAGAUGUCACUUUUGAAAAUACCAAUAACGAAAACACAGGGCAAGGACUUCCUGAAAUUGAACUUAAGAGAACAGUAGAACAGAAAGGAAAAGACAUACCACGCCGCAAGUCUAGGUUCCAUGCAGCGUCCACAACUUGGUCUCCAGAAAAGGAAAGAAAACGUGAACGGAAAAGAUCCAGGUCCAAAUCCCAGGGACGAUCUGGGUCUGGCUCCCAGCCACAAGUAAGAUCUAGUUCCAGAUCACGGGGCAGAUCCAGUUCCAGGUCACGAGGAAGGUCCAGAUCCAAGUCACAAGGUAGAUCCAGGUCUAGGACCAUAUCGCAUGGAAAGUCCAGGUCCAGAUCACGAGCAAGGUCCAGGUCACGAGGAAGGUCCAGGUCCAAGUCCAGGUCCAGGUCGCGAGGAAGGUCCAGGUCCAGGUCCAGGUCAAGGGGAAGGUCUAGGUCCAGGUCGCGAGGAAGGUCCAGGUCCAGGUCGCGGGGAAGGUCCAGGUCGCGAGGAAGAUCACCAGGAAGGCCCAGAUCUUUGGGUAAAGACCAUCAUAGUCACUCGGACAGACCUUUGCAUGAAAGAAAUCGCUCAAAAGGAGAAGAUGGGGACCGGAGCAACCAAGCGUCUCCAUCUUCUAGGAAAAGGUCCAGAUCUCCCAGUAAAGAGAGAGAAAAAGAAGAACUUGCAAGUGAAGCUGAGAAGAGGAACCCUGAAGUAGAAAGAGGAAGAAAAGAUAGACCACGCUCUAGGUCACGAUCUAGAUCCAGAAAAAGAUAUUAUUCUGGAGAGAAGGAAGAGAAACCUAAUUUUUCUCCAGGCAGAAGAGACAGAUACAUCGAUGACAGCUGGAGAAAUAUUCGAGGAAAGGACAGACCCAGAAUGAAUGACUGGGAAAGGCCAAGAGGUUAUGAUAGAUUCAGAAAAAAUAAUAGGAGUAGAGAAUUCCCACAGCCUAAUAGAUAUCCAGAUGAGCAGUCAACUACUAGUGAGUAUAUAGAUGAUCGGAACCCUGAAUGGGUAGUGGAACAAGUCCAGGCAUCUUCUGAUGUCAGUAUGAGAGAAAAUGACUACAGGAAUGAUGCUAAAUGGGAAGAAAAUAGAUAUGAAAGAGAUGACUCUUGGGGUAAUAGGAACUUUGGUUGGAAGCGUGGUCGUGGGCGUUUCCGGGGAGGCUCCUUUCAUGCUGACCAAAGUGAAUUGCCAUGGCAGAACCGAAGGUCAAAUUUCUCAGGCGAGCAAAAUAAUUCAGGGAAAUAUCAAGGAACUGGACCCCGUCGAUAUAACGACCAUCAACAAAAUAGAUGGCGAGGUGAAUCAAAUGCAUCUUCUGAGGCCCGUGACCGUUCUGGAUGGUCAUCUUUCUCCAGUUGGAACGCAAGGAAGACCCUGCCAGCUGAUGUCCAAAAUUACUAUGCCAAUAGGGGAAGGCAGGCUUCAAGCACGCAGUCAAGCUGGAGAGGAACUGAUGAGGAACAGUACCAGGCUUCAACAGAGCAAGAUUCAUCGCAUGGAGUGCCAGGAUUCAAUGACCAAGCAAAUCAGCAAAUGAAUGGUUCUCAGCAGUCAGUUAAUAUAAUGCAUCCACCCGUUUUACCCCAGCCAAUGAAUGCACCCCCCCAGCCAAUGAAUGUCUUUCCAUUUCCAAUGAGCGUCCACCCACCACCCCCGCUAAUGCAUUUCCAUCCAUACAUCCACCCUCCUCCUCCGCUGAACGUGCAUGCAGGACUCCCUGCAGUGCAACCAACUGGAGCUGGAAACCUGCCUAACAGCCCGCCUCCGCCACCACCUCCACCUCCACCAGCCCAAUCGGUGAACUAUGCGAUUCAGCAACAUGACAUGGCACAAUCUCAAGUCAUCCCUACUCCAUGUAGUGUUUCAGAGGUGGAUGUGCAAAGUAGUGCUGCCACUGUACCCAGUACAGCUGGAGAGUCCAGCAAGGCCAUGCAACUUCCACUUUCUAUAGAUGUCUCCCCUUCAACCUUUCAGUCUGUUCAACAAGUCUUUGCAUCUCUUUCAACUUCAAAGCCUGCAGUGGAAAAAGAAAGCUUGAAGGAAGAAUUUGAAACAGAAAAGCCCAAAAAGGACAAGGCAAGUCCUGCAGAAUCGAAAUGUACAAUUCAAGAAAGGGCUGUAGAAGAAGUGAAACUAGCCAUCAAGCCUUAUUACCAAAAGAAGGAGAUUACCAAGGAUGAAUAUAAAGAAAUUGUCCGCAAGGCCGUCGAUAAGGUUUGCCACAGCAAGAGUGGUGAAGUCAUCCCAGGAAAAGUAGCCAAUUUGGUAAAAGCAUACGUAGAAAAAUAUAAACAUGCCAGGAAAGGGAACCCAAAGCAAAACCCUGAGGAAUGCAGUAUCAUUGGGAACAAAUCUUUUUAAACAAUAAAAAGCUGUAGCUGAUUGGUUACCAGUGUUAACAUGAGCUCAAAAUAGAAUGAUGAGUAGGAACUUUGUUAUCUAUUGGUUCGUUUUUUUUCCUUACAAAAGAUUAGGUGUUUUUCUAAAAUUGAAGCAUUUGAAACAACACAAUAACGUGAAAUGAAAGCAUGCUGUCGUUAGUUAUUUGGAGUUGUAAGGAUACUUAAUAUGAUCUGUCCUGGCCCCUCCCGUGGGUUGUCACUAGAUCAGUUGUAUAAAAUGUGAUAUUUGUUAGAUGAUUUCCUAAUGUAUCAAAUUAUCUCGAUGAAUUUUUUUUUUGUUAACUCUAGUUAAGUGUUUUUGUAAACCGUUUGUAUGCUGUACAAAAGCUUCCAGGUUUAACUGGAAGGAUCUGGAUCAUGUAGAAGCACUAAAGACUGGCAUCUGAGGCUGAUCAGCUGUUUUAGUGCAUAUAAGGUCUAAACAAAGAUGAUUGCUUAACACUUCUAGGACUGUUGCUCAGUGGGAAAUGUUUGAUAAAAGAUUUGAUUCUAUAGUUUCAUUUUUGAGAAAAGCAGAAAAGAAUGGUUAAAAUGUCAGGAGUAUUCUGUAAUACUUGCUCAACACAGCAAAAUAAAUUUUCUGCUGCUUGUCAAACUAGUUUCUGGGUCUUGAUGGACACAUAUGUAUGGAUUUAAAUAUAUUCGAGUUCAGACAGCAAAUCUGUAUUUUUACUUCAAAUGUAAUAUCCUUUGUAAAAGUUGGCUUAUUUUUGAUUAUUCUGUUGAUAAUGAUAUAGUAAUACAUUCUGCUUAUGGUAAUUAUUUCAUCUUUGGUGCUGACCUUGUUCAGAUAAUUCUAACAAAUCAUGGCAAUAGACAAGUUACCAGCAGAGAUCUUACAAUGGAAAUGUCUAUAUAUAGCUUGAGGACUUUAUUAUUGAGUGAAUAUUGAGUGAAAUGUAUUUUUUUCUGGUGUUUCCAAAGGUUUGUGUUCUGAAUUUUACAGAAAUUGCUAUUGUCAGCAGUGCUUAAUCAUAUUUGUGUAUUGGAACUAAUAAUUAUGUAGAACAACAUCACAACAUUGCUUCUAGUUUUUGAUUAUUUAAUAGAAUUUUGCAGUAGAAGUGUUCAUACUUAAUUCAUUGCCUCCCUUCCCUUUUCGACCAUCUGCUUUUGAAUGUUUUUGCACUGGUUUUCCUGGAAGUGCGUUCACUAAUGCUACAAGAGGGCGGGACAGUUUCAGAGUAGGACAUCGCACAUUUCUCAUAAACGCAAGUAACUCUCAGGAAUACAGCACACUGUGCAUUUUAUGUCGAAAGUAUUAAUUUCACUGAAAGGCUUCACACUUUUAAUAAUACACCCAAGUAGUAUGGGAAAUAUAUUGAUUCCACGAAGAUGUGAGCAUUCGGUUUAUGCUGUUCCGUUGUAUUCAAGGUUAAUAUGUUCGUGAAAUAGUUUUCAAUCUGCUCAUGGUCAUGUUAGUUAUGUUAAACCUAUAAUCAGUACAAAAUAUUUGAGAAACUCAGCAGCUUUUCCAGCAUCUGUGCAGAGAAACAGAGUUAACAUUUCAAAUCCAGUGACAAAACAUUUCAUUCUCCACAGUUGCAGCUGAGUUUCGCCUGCACUUACUGGUUUUAUUUCAGAUAUGCAGCAUCCGCAGUAUUUCACUUUUAUUUGAAUGUUUAAUCUGUAUACUGAUUCAGUGUCAUCUGGAGUAUUAUUCUGUCAAACACUUUAGGACAUGUAGAAUAGAGAUCAGUUCUAGAUACGAAACGUUCAGUUACGUGGAUAGGUUGGAGAAGUUAAGACUGUUCUCCUUGAAGAGGAGAUGUAAUACAGCUAUUUAAAUCUUAAGAUAUCCUGGCAGAAUAUGUAUGGAGACACUGUUCUCCUUGUUGAAAGAGCAGAGAACCAGAGGGCACAGGUUUAAGGUAAUUGCCAAAAGAACCAAUGGUGACAUGAGGAUGACCUUAAUAGAGCACAUGGUUAGGAUCUGGAACACUCUUCAUGAGUGUGGUGGAGGCAGGGUCAAUUGAAGAUCUUAGAAGGAAAUUGGAAAGGUUUGCAGGGCUAUAGGGAAAAUGUCCGGGGAAAGGUCCUAAAUGGAUCGUUUCUUCAGAGGAUCAGCACAGAUAAUUGAUCUCCUGCUGUAACCAUUCUGUAAUAAAAUAUCUACAAACAAUGGAAUGUCCUGGAAAUUAAUUGUGUGCAACCAAACUUGUUUAACAUUUUAAAUUAAUUUAUAAAGUUAAGUAUUGAUGGUUAGAUUCUUAAGCAUUUUAUUUCUGCUUCAUUAAUACUCGUAUGGUGGCAUACAUUGCAGCAGAAAUCUUGGGCUUUAUGAUAAGUUGAUUCAGAAUUUUAUGAAAAUGAUUUGCAGUAGAUACUUUUAUUCCCCUCACGUGAUCAGCUUGACAUAAGCCUCCACCGGUGGUGAUUUUGUAAUAAAUCUUAGUGGAUUUUGAAUCAGUUUCCAUUUCCUGUGAUGUUCGCAUGAAUAACCUUGUGCUUAUGUAAUUUAGUAAGAGAUAGGUGCUCUAUUUUCUUCUCCUUUAAAAGCCUCUUACAUUUAAGAAAUUGCUGAUCGGGUACCUUUUAAUUUCCAACUUUAAACUGAGAGGCAGUAUGCUUCAUUAUUCUAGGAGAAUGUAUUAUGAGAAGGGACAUUCAAAGGGAAUACAUCAGUUACUUACUACAACUAAAUUCCUGGUUCGUUCUCCUAUUGACCAUGUCUUAUAUCCUAGAAUUGAUGACAAUCAUCAAUCUGGGAUGUUUUUCUCCCCUUCUGAAGCCAGUGUUUACCAAUUUAACAGAGUUUUGGAUUAUGUUUGGCCUUGAGUUAAUGACAACCACUACUACUCUUGUUCUUGUAUAGAAUUUCCUACAGGGUCAUCAGAUAGGAACCAUGAGUUUUGAUUUGUACUCAAGGGAUGCUGAGAAUCAUUAAUCUGCUACCAACCUGGUUAACAUGAGCUAAUUCAGUACUGACCUGAAUUUAACUCUGGGUCGUUCAAUUACACAUUCCUACCAACUGAGGUAAGAAUGAGAAAAAUGAGGGGAGAUUACUUGUUUUAAGUGUUAAGCAGAGAAUCUGAACUAUUUUUAAAAAUAUAUUCUUUCAUUGGAUGUGGCAUUGCUAGCAGGCCCCAGCGGUCAUUAACUUUCCACAAUUGUCCUUGAAUUGUGGUCUUCUAGGCCAUUUCAGAGGCCAGUUGACAAUCACCCAUAUUGCUGCAUGUCUGAUGUCACAGGUAGGUAGACCAGGCAAGGACAUUAGUGAACAAGAUGGCUUUUACAACAAUCAGUGAAAACUUCAUACAAAAACAGUGUUGGAGAAACUCAGCCAAUCUGAUAGCAUCUGUGACAAAAAACCAGUUAAUGUUUUGGGUCUAGUGACCCUUCCUCAGAAAUGAAAAUUUCAUGGUCGCCAUUACUGGAACUCGUCUAGAUACUAGAACAAUUCUAGAUUUAUCGCUGGGAUUUAAAUGCUGCCACAGUAGGAUUUGAAAUCCACAAAAGCCAACGCAGCAGAUUUUUGAUUGUCUUCCAAGGACUACUAGAAACAAUGAGAAGAACAUUACAUAGAGUAACAGCUUGCUUAAAGUUUGCUGUGAAAAGAUUAUCUUUGCAUGAAUUUUUAAAAUUCUUACAACUGGAUUGACUUGGUGUAUACCACUGCACCAGUAGAUAUAAUUGGAGCUUAAGUCUUUUUUUCAAAGCCACUCAGUAGUCGGCACUUGAAGUAAUGUUACUAUAGCAACCAGGAUCCAUUUGCCAUGCAUUUGCAUAUAUCAGCAUCAACAGAUUGAGGUUGUGAACUCUAGACAAAAUCUUGAAGAUGUGUUUGUAUUGUCCCAAAGACCAAUCAUCUAUCAGUAAUUUUACAAAUAAGUGCAGCUUGUCAGAAGUAAGCACAGUUUCACCUGAUGGGUGCCUGCACAAAGCUUUAGCCCUUAGUCCAUCUUAAUUGGAUCCUCUAAAACUAUAUACGUGUGUAAAAGGUUAAUGUUUUUCCUUCUCUCUGAUUUAGCGAUUUAUCAGUUUCCUACUAGAAUGGUAGAUUGGUACACUGCAUUUCCUGGGUUGUUAAAUUCAUGUAUUUUACCUAUAUUUGUAAAUAAUCCUGUUAUUUGAUGUAUAUAGUUUAAAUUAAUAAAACCAUUUUGGUUUA
Rhincodon typus (whale shark) is the source of this 8685-nucleotide messenger RNA. RefSeq names its product protein SCAF11-like. Gene Ontology annotation, biological process: spliceosomal complex assembly. Gene Ontology annotation, molecular function: RNA binding. The transcript has 7 exons. The coding region runs from base 1 to 4533 and encodes 1510 amino acids. NCBI's taxonomy places the organism in Eukaryota, Metazoa, Chordata, Chondrichthyes, Orectolobiformes, Rhincodontidae. The record is from RefSeq and is a predicted model, not a curated record.